AUGGCCUCACAGACUCCUCUCGUCAUACACGCUCACCCUCCUCUGCUCGGCAUGCCUUCGCAAACCAGCCUCGACUCGCUCGCUGGAGCUUUGGGCUCCAUCAUCGGUUACCUGGGAGCCGAAGCAGCCGAGCCGUACCUCUUUGAACGCCUUCUUUGGCCGCAGAGAUUCUACAAUUCAAACAGCUUGAGCAAUUUGCUCGUGUCCGCCUUCUUAAUGCCAAUGGGGGGCCCCCUUCACCGAGCAGCUUUGGGAACACUGGACAGAUUUCGCAGAAAGGGCCUCUAUCGGGGCUCGCAACGAGGGCAUAUGCUAGGGACGGCCUUCUACCCUGAUACCGGCCUUCGAUUCAAACUACAUGGCUACGAUGGUGCGGAUCUGGACACAGAGGUACGUAACGGACUUUGGGUGAAUGUUCUACGAAGGCUACGAAACUACAACCUGGAGGACCGCUCGUCAUCGGGGGGCAAAGUCGAUGAAGAAGAACAAGUGUCUAAGGUUCGACGCGCCGUCCAAAUGGUACACCAUUUGCAUCUGUCCGUAUCAAAUGUGGGUCAAUCCAGCCCCGAAAGGGCCCGGGCCUUUUGUGAAGACUCAAUCAGCCUUGCCACUCCUUUUGUGAUGAUCGCCAGUGAGACGACCGCCGUUGCAUGUGCCCUUUUGAUUCUCCUGGCCGAGCAGCGGUACUUCUGGUUUGCGGCUCUCAUGUGUAUGCCUCUGGCUCUGAAACUGGCCUCCCUCGUCUGCUGCGUCAGGAGGGAACCGGCCACUCCUAGCAUCAGGGCAUCGGAUGGGGCCGAGCUCCUUGUCGAGAUCGACGACUACGACCACGGUUUCCCCUUGAUCUCGGGACCAGAAGAAGUCGUCCGACAGUUCUUCCGACAUUGGGGCCACCCGGUGAGAACAGAUCGUUGGGACCGUGUCCGCGAGCUCAUGAGCAUGACUUUGAUCUUCGGCUUCGUCUUUUGUUUCCCCGUCGGCCUCCUAAGCCUGCUCUGGGUGAAUCCCACCAUCCAAAUAGUUUGGCUGGCGUAUCAGAUGUACGUUAUUGCGGUGAUGCAUCUCAAUCGACUCAUUGGUUUCGAAGGUCCAGGACGUUUGGAGGACCGCCUUGCCCACGAGCUGGCCAAAAAGGGCUCCGUGUGUUUAUACAGCAAGAACGGCGGUACACUGCAGGCAAACCUCACGAGUAUCCCGGUGUCGAGAAUCAGAGAGGGACGAGAAGUCGUUGAAAAGAUAGCCUCGCAACAUUCCAAGAAACUCGCCGAACUGAAGAGGAGUAGCAGCGACGUCAGUGAAUCUUCUACCCUCUGUGACCAGCCGGAGACGACAAUCUCUCCAGUGUCUGAGAAGAACAUCAAUUAA
This is a messenger RNA of Rhinocladiella mackenziei CBS 650.93, 1365 nucleotides long. RefSeq lists its product as uncharacterized. The record is from RefSeq and is a predicted model, not a curated record. The transcript has a single exon. Bases 1 to 1365 code for a protein of 454 amino acids. Lineage: Eukaryota; Fungi; Ascomycota; Eurotiomycetes; Chaetothyriales; Herpotrichiellaceae.